GAGAUCGACAACGUCUGGAUAUCCAGUAAACUGAGCCGGGAGCUGCCGCGCUACUUUGAGCUGUGUUUUGGCGAGGUGCGAAUCCGCACUGAUCUCCAGAAGAGCCCUGGCUUCCAGCAGUCCGUCCCGGAGGCUCCCAGAGAAGCCAAUGGAAAUGAAAGUAGAGCUGACCUGACUCUUAAGCCCUCCCUGCUGAGGCUUCUUAGCCAGCUCUUUUCCAUCCACAUGGACUCCAUCAACGUCAUGGUUCUGCACGUGGCCACCUCAGAGUCUCUCUGGCACAUCCAGGCCAGCAAGACCCGUCUCCUCCUGAACGGCGAUGGCAAGAGCCUGACCUGCGAGGUGAGCCUGACAAAAAUGAACAGCAAAGUGCUCCGGAGCAGCCAGCUGGAUGACACCUGCCUGGCGGAGCUGGCCCUGGCACUCUCCCUCUCGCUGGAGAUCAGCAGCAAGCAGCGGCUGGUGGGCGUCAGGCUGUGCAUCCGGACCCUGCAGGCAGAGCUGCACGAAGGGCUCUUCUGCAGCCCACUGCUGCACCGCAUCGCUGCCGGGACCCAGCGCAGCAGCGUGGGGGAACAGCCCAGUGCAGGCCCGGGGGAGCCCCUGAAGUCCCUGUCUCUGCUGAGCAGGGACACACUGCAGCUUAUUCCCAGGAGGAUGGAGGUGAAGCUGGAGAACAGCAGCAUGGUGCUGUCGAUGAACAGCCAGAAGAGGCACCUCACCUGGAGCCUGAAGCUGCUGCAGUUUCUAUAUCAGCGUGAAGAGGAGCAGAUCCCGCUGCGCAACUUCACGCCCACCUCAGACCUGGACCAAAUGAGUGUAGACCUCCAGCUGGAGGAUGGCCUUCUCCUGUCCCAGAGCCGCCAGCGCAUCGUGUGCCUCAACUCCCUGAAGACCAGUGUGCAGGUCACAGCCAUUGACCUUUCGGCUGCUGUGCUGCUCAACACCUGCAUCAUUCACUACCGGCACCAAGAGUUUUCGCACUGGCUGGGCCUGUUGGCACAGGAAUACUGGUGCCAGGCGGUGCCUGCCCCCAGCCAAGGGCACAAGGGAAGGAGCUAUCCCCAAAUCAUAGCGCCCAUCAUCCUGUGUGCCUCGCUGUCCAACGUCAAUGUGUCAGUGCAGCUGGGGGACACGCCCCCUGUCCGCGCUCACUCCUCCUCUCUGCCCACAGACUACCAGCACCUGCGGCCACAGAGCGUGCACCAGCGAGCAGUGCUGGCCGUGGACCACCUCUGCUGGCGUGUGGGCAACGACUCGCACAUCCAACGUGCCCCGCAUCCCCCUAACAUGCAUGUGUGGGGAGAAGCCCUCAUUCUUGACUCCUUCAACCUGCAGUGCACCAUCCGGGGGUUGCAAGUGGAGUCGUCGGACACCUGCACCGAGUGCCUGACCAGGGUCCUGCCCCUGUUCUGCCCGCGGCCCAGCGGAGCUGAGUUUGCCAAGCAGUCAUCCUCUGCCUCAAGUGAGCCCUGGGGGCUGCUCUGGAAGGUGGAUCUGAAGGUGGAGGAUGUGAACCUCUUCACACUGUCUGCCCUGGUGGGUGCCCUAGAGCUGCGGCUGGACACGCUGACCGUCCUGGGGAGUGGGGAGGAUUGCACCAGAAGGUGCUGGAGAGGACAACAGGGCUGUGCUGUGCUGGACCUGGCAGUGACUUGGGCCUGCUCGCUCUCUCCGCUGUAGAUGCAGUGCGGUGAGGGGCUGGCGGUGCUGUGGAGCCCGCCCGACCACAUGCACUUGUACCAUCACACCCUGGCCACCCUGCAGUGCCAUGAAGCCUUGCGGAGCGCUCUCGCCCACAGGACACCUCCCUCCCUGCCCCCAGAGAGCCCAGCGUCCCACCCAGCCACCCCUACCGAGACACCGGGGCCUCUCCAGCCGGAUGGGACCCCUCCCAAAAGACUCCUGUCCCUCUCACUGGAGCUGAGCUCUGCCAAGCUCACAGCCUUUGUCUCUGAAGCCAACUACAUCAGCCUGGCUGCCGAAAGGACCUCUGUGAGCUGGCACGGUGGUGCCCUGCACGGCUACUGCCCUGAGCUGGCUGCCGGCUUUGACGGACACAGCAUCUUCAGCUUCAAGGAGGUGGAGGUGAAGCUGCUGCCAGAGCUGGAGGAGGUCAUCUUGCACCGCUGCGCCUUCCCCACCCUGCGCACCCUCCGCAACCGUGGCUGGGCCUUCUCCUGUCUGCACCGGCGCGGGCGCCCUGCCAGCACAGCGCUGCCCCCCGACCUGCUGCUCAAAGUGACGCACUUCUCCUGGGUCUUCCUGGACGACGUCUUUGAGGUCAAGCUACGAGACAACUACGAGCUGAUGAAGGACGAGAGCAAGGAGAGCGCCAAGCGGUUGCAGCUGCUGGACGCCAAGGUGGCUGCGCUGCGCAAACAGCAUGGCGAGCUACUGCCUGCGCGCAAGAUCGAGGAGCUUUACGCCUCUCUGGAGAAGAAGAACAUUGAGAUCUACAUCCAGCGUUCGCGGCGCCUCUAUGCCAAUACGCCCAUGCGGAGGGCCCUCCUCACCUGGACCCUGGCCCACCUGGAGCUUGUGGCCAUGGCUGAUGAGUCCUUCCAUGGCACGGAGCGUGUGUUGGAGCAGAUGAGGGACCUGGAUGGCGUCAGCCCGUUCCCCCCUGAGGGUCUGGAGAUGGUCACCCAGUGGUGCCGCAUGAUGAAGGGCAGAGUUGGCAGUUUCUUUGUGCGGAUCCGUGACUACCCUCGCUACCUCUUUGAGAUCCGGAACUGGCAGCUCUCGGGCCGACUGAUCGGAGCUGAGCAGUGCGGCCAGGCCUGCUCCCGGCGCCGCCAGGUCCUAAAGCUGGGGCUGCCCUGGGGGGACGCAACAGUGGAGAGGAACAUGCCGCCCUUGAAGUUCUACCACGACUUCCACUGUAAGAGCUGGAGGG
This is a messenger RNA of Tauraco erythrolophus (red-crested turaco), 2899 nucleotides long. The record is from RefSeq and is a predicted model, not a curated record. Lineage: Eukaryota; Metazoa; Chordata; Aves; Musophagiformes; Musophagidae.